AUGGCCUCGGAUGACGCAAAGGAAAACACUUCAAAGAGCCAACCAAGCCAGCCGAAACAACCAGCAACAACCGCAGCCACUACGGCCACGGCAGACACCUCCCCUCCCACCACCACCACCAAUACAACAACACCGUCAUCAACUACAACCACCACAACUACAACCACCACAGCUAAAGCGGCAUCGCCCGCUAAAUCCAGCGAGCUGAAACCGCUGGACCUGAAACCACUGGACCUGAAACCAUCGCCAACAAAACCACCUCCUGCAAAAAAGUCAAAGCCAUCGCUAGAUCAAUACACCCAGCUCAAAAAGAAGCUAACCCAACAGAUCCUCGCAAAACAGGAGCUAAACUCGCGCUUGUCGAAAUUGGAAGAUACCUUGUACCAAAAGGAGUCCGACUACUUUGAAGACAGCAGCAUGGGCAACAUCGUCAAGGGGUUCGAGAACUUCCUGAAGAGCGGCGGUGUCAGCGUGACCAGUGGCGCCUCGAGUUUCGCUUCCGGUGGAGCUAGCGGCGGCGCUGCAGGCGCGGGAGGAAUUGGUGGCGGUGGAGGGUUCUCGGGUGGGUAUCGGCGCAGGAUCGUGUAUACUGAAGAUGACCAUAUCUUCAGUUUGAGCUCGGUUAAUUUCGUCAAGAACAUGACGAAGAAGCAUGGCUCGGGGUACAAUGGUGGUGGAUCUGUGAAUGGAAACAGUGCAAAUAACAAUAGUAAUAACAUCAGCGGUGGAACGCCCAGUGCGGGCAAGCAGCUGGAUGAUUUCGACGACUACGAGGAUUCGGUUGAUCCCACGAGCGCCCAUGCCGCGGGGCCCAAGUUGACGUUGAGUCUCUCCGGAGGCACGUCGCCUGGUGGUGGUGGUGGUGGUGCCAAUGCUCCUACUACUGCCAGUGCGUCAGAGAAGAGCGAUAACGCAACAAGCACACCGUCGCGCAAACGCAAAGCUCGAAGUAUAGAAGAUUGA
Molecule: messenger RNA, 963 nt
Organism: Lodderomyces beijingensis
Lineage: Eukaryota; Fungi; Ascomycota; Pichiomycetes; Serinales; Debaryomycetaceae
Source: the annotation of a GenBank genome assembly